CGGUGUUCAGCACGGACAGCAAGCACCGCACCGCACGAACCAGCGUUCGGUUCACCUGUUCCCCCUCGCAGAGAUAUUAAUUUCCCCCUUUUUUUAUAUCGGGCGAAGAAAGCGUCAGGACUUGAACGGGCAGCCCUGACGUCACCAUGCCAGGUAGAGUCUGAAGGGAGUGUUUGGGUCGUGAGGAGGAGGUGGAGGAGAAGGUGGAACACUGCGGGUGUGCUUGGGGUGGCCUCUCCAUCGCGGUGAACACCUUUCGGGCUCUAAGAUGAUGGACGGCUGGCCGCCGCUGCUACUGCUGGCUCUCUUCGCCAUUGCGGGAGGCGGCCUCGGAGCAGACACAGAGGAGCGGUUGGUUGAGCAUCUCCUGAACCCGGCACAUUACAACAAACUGAUCCGUCCUGCGACUAAUGGCUCUGAGCUGGUCACUGUGCAGCUCAUGGUGUCGUUAGCACAGCUCAUCAGUGUGCAUGAAAGAGAGCAGGUGAUGACGACCAACGUAUGGCUAACACAGGAGUGGCAGGACUACCGUCUGACUUGGGUCCCUGAGGAGUUUGAUGGAAUGCUGAAGGUCAGGCUGCCCUCAAAACACAUCUGGCUGCCUGACGUGGUUCUCUACAACAAUGCUGAUGGCGUGUACGAGGUGUCAUUUUACUCAAAUGCUGUGGUGUCCUAUGAUGGGAGCAUCUUCUGGCUGCCCCCGGCCAUCUAUAAGUCAGCCUGUAAGAUCGAGGUCAAACACUUCCCCUUUGACCAGCAGAACUGCACGCUACGCUUCCGCUCCUGGACCUACGACCGCACUGAGAUUGACCUGGUGUUGCGGGCUGACGUGGCCAGCAUGGACGACUUCACGCCAAGUGGCGAGUGGGACAUCAUCGCCCUUCCAGGCAGACGGAACGAGAACCCGGCCGACCCAGCCUACGUGGAUAUCACGUAUGACUUCAUCAUACGCAGGAAACCUCUUUUUUACACCAUCAACCUCAUCAUCCCGUGCGUGCUCAUCACAUCGCUAGCGAUCCUGGUUUUCUACCUGCCCUCUGACUGCGGGGAGAAGAUGACCCUGUGCAUCUCCGUGCUGCUAGCACUCACUGUGUUCCUGCUGCUGAUCUCCAAGAUCGUCCCACCCACCUCCUUGGAUGUCCCUCUGGUGGGGAAGUACCUGAUGUUCACCAUGGUCCUCGUCACUUUCUCCAUCGUCACCAGCGUGUGCGUGCUCAACGUGCAUCAUCGCUCGCCCACCACACACACGAUGCCGCCAUGGGUGAAGCUGGUGUUCCUCAACAAGCUUCCUGCUCUUCUCUUCAUGCGACAGCCAAGGAACAGCUGCGAGCGCCAGCGGCUACGCCAAAGAAGGAGGGCCCAGGAACAGAAGGAGGGAGGGCGUAGCGGAGAGGCGGGGGCCCUGAUGGUGGGGCUCGGGUUGGGCGGUGCAGGCGGUAAUGGAGGGGGAGCGUCUACAGGGCUGUUCAGCAAGGAGGACAGUGAUCCGUGCACCUGCUAUGUGAACAGAGCGUCGGUUAAGCAGUUUGGAGGAGAUCUGGGAGGAGCAGGAGGGGGGUCCAUGGAUGGACUGAACAGGGUGAGGGAGGGCAGGGAAGGGGGAUCUGGAAACGUGCCGAGAGGGAAGGCAGGAGCAGGAGGUCCCGCUCUGAGUCAGGCCCUGCUGGCUCAAGCCUGCCCAGGCUUCGAGGAGGCUGUGGAGGGUGUACGCUUCAUCGCAAACCACAUGAAGAGUGAGGAUGAUGAUCAGAGUGUGAGCGAGGACUGGAAGUACGUUGCCAUGGUGAUUGACCGCCUCUUCCUGUGGAUCUUUGUGUUUGUGUGUGUGUUCGGCACAAUGGGAAUGUUCAUGCAGCCACUCUUCCAGAAUUACACAGUCAAGACCAAAACCAGCCCGCCAGGCUGACCGCUCCCACGCCAUGAACACGCUGACAGACAGCUCCCCCGACCAAUCAGCACAGCAGGACAUGAGCAGGCGGUGGUGGGGGGUGCUGGUCUGGGUUUUAUUGUGUCUCUUUGGACUGGAACCAGAACUGUAACUGAACAGCAAUCACACCCGUUACCUUUAUAGUACUGAUUUUUUGCAAAGAACAACAGUUUUUCUUGUAUGAAGACAAAGGAAAACACCAUCAUAGACUCGUACCUCCAGAUGUUUCAUGGACUGACCUCCCCUCUCUGGUGGGAAAGGUCCCUCCCUCCCUGCUCUCUUCCUCAGCCAAUCAGGGAGCGAGGGCGCUCUGAUUCACUUCUUGUUGAACCUCACGCCAGCCGACUUUUCUUGCUCGAAGCUGACUGCUUGAUAGACAUGCCCGCCUUCAACCGUGACAUUACUCAUUCAUGAUAUUGACAGCUGUCAGUGUGAGCCAAUCAGAAAGGGAAGGGAGGUUCAGAUUAAGGUUGUUAUACAUUAAUUUUAUUUUUUCAGAAAUCCACUAUGUUGGUGAACUGAUUCAGUAUAUUUUAUCAUAGCAUAGCGGCUUACCACAGUAUAGCUUUAGGAAUAUAUUAUUAAGAUUUCUCUAUGUGUUAGCUCAUGCAGGGGUCUUUUACUGAAAGAGAGGCUACGGUGUGUUGUAUGAUUGUAUAGUUAAAACAAGAAUGUGAUAUAAACUGUGUUACACAGCCUGUGAUGCGCACACAAACACAAAAUGUGUACAGGCAACAGAUUGCAUUGGAAAACACAUGCAGCAGAAUUAAAAAGAGAGUCAGGUUGCAUUAUUAGAUGAAAGUCAUGGGGAUAAAGUCAUAGAUUAUGCAUGGACAGUUUUUUGCUUAGAGACUUGUGCACAUUAAGUGGAGAGCAGCAGAAGCAGCAACCCGCUGUGCUUGAGCGCUCAGCUGCAGUCAGAUGAGUUUAGCUCCUGAGAAACUGAUGAAUCUGAGCCAAGAUGGCGAUUAGGACCUCUUAUAUGAUCUGCAGAAAUAUAGGAGUAUAUAGAGGCCAGUGUAGAUGGAGCAAAGAUCAGUAUGAAAUUAUUUUGAUGGAAAGGUGGGAGUUCUACCAUGAAAUUGAAGCUAUUAUGUGUAUUAAUAUGUAAUUUUCAUAAUUCAGUAUGUAAUGUUCAGAGCAUAUGAAUACAAGUAUGCGUGUGUAUGUGUAUGCGUGCCCCGUUACAUUAUCACAUCUGUCAGAUACAAUGUUCAGAAGAGCAUACUGUAUGUGCAUCCCCCCACCUUCUGUUGCCCUUUCCAAUCCUACGCCCCCUUAUCUCAUCUUCUACGGACAAACACAUUUCUGACAUUUAGUCCAAUUAGAGAAACGGCUCCCCGCAUCAUCCACACACCUAGUCAUUACAGCCGUUCUCCUCCUUUUCAUCAUGGACUGGCUGAUUUGUUUCAUCUCUGCAUUUCCCAGGGACGACCAAGCGGGAGGCAGAAGGCAUCUUUCAGGCACGCAGGGAGGAGAGAGGUGAAUUAAAUUUUCAAUGAACAAGAGAGAGGAAUGACAAGAGUGCAGACGCCGAGGCAGGCGGAUCAGGCGAUGAGGCACAGAUGCAGGCAAGAAGUGAAGGGCGAAUGGCAGGUUGUAGUUUUUUGAUUUUAUGUUGAUGUAGCAGCUGAAAAAAAGGGACAGCAAAAGAGAAAAGGAAUAUAGCAGGAUAGGCAGAGACAAAUGACUUCAAGCAUUGUUUACUGCAUAUAAAAGCCACUAUAAAACUGAAAAUGCUCUCUAAUCUUCAGUCACUGUCACUCUCUGCGAGUUUCCCCAGCUUUUUAUGGUUGUGCAGCCAGCUCUGCUAAGUGCUGGACUUUGAGCUUUCUCUCUCUCUCACUCUCUCUCUCUGUGUCUCUGGCGGAUGGGAUUUUCCAAACGGGGAUCCCCAACAGAUCCCAAAACAAGUGCAAAAAGCCUCUCAGAGACCUGUGAAAAACUGAAGGCUGUACGACUCCACAUGGAUUUAAAAAAUUGCUGCUGCCCACUCUUUUUCUUCCUCUCUUUCUCUCUUUGACCUUUCCUCUCUUCUUUUAAUUUUUCUCCCAUAAUCCCCUCUCCUCUCCCAUCUUCACCUUCUCCUUCCUGACUCUCAAAUCUGCUCCUGUGCACACCUUAACCAGUCCAAAUAAAGG
Molecule: messenger RNA, 4068 nt
Organism: Cheilinus undulatus (humphead wrasse)
Lineage: Eukaryota; Metazoa; Chordata; Actinopteri; Labriformes; Labridae
Gene: chrnb2
Product: cholinergic receptor, nicotinic, beta 2
Exons: 6
Coding region: 269-1906 (545 amino acids)
Biological process (GO): regulation of membrane potential; monoatomic ion transmembrane transport; chemical synaptic transmission
Cellular component (GO): neuron projection; postsynaptic membrane; synapse
Molecular function (GO): acetylcholine-gated monoatomic cation-selective channel activity; transmembrane signaling receptor activity
Source: RefSeq, a predicted model, not a curated record